AUGACUAUCGUGAGAGAUGCAACAGUUAGGGCUUUCUUCCAGGGCAACUGGCCAAUUUUAUUAUUGGUAUCUGUCGCUAUUACCAUUGGCAUCCGAUUGAUCCCUCGGAGAGCCAAUAUUCCUGUCUAUAGUAGGUAUUCGGGCUGGCGAGGUCGCUGGAAAGACUCGUUGCACUAUCUUCACGACAGUGCUGGAACUUUGAGAGCUGGCUAUGAAAAGUUCUCUCGCCAUGGGCAGUUCUUUCAACUUCGGACGCCCAUUCGGUGGAUUGUAGUUGUGCCGCCUAAACUUGUGGAUGAGAUUCGUACCGCACCCCCAACGCAUUUGAGCGCUAAAGAGUCGGCAAACGAUGUGAGCAGAGCCUACAGAAUGAGGGAACUCAGCUCACCAAAGUGCCAGGUGCUUCAAACUAGAUACACAGUGUCCCCAAUCGUCGAGGCAGAGAAAUUUCAUUUCCACAUUGUCAAGACACAUCUCACGCCCAACCUGGAGAACAAAAUCGAUGAUCUUCGCGACGAAAUCAAAUUGUCAUUUGGUGACGAGAUAGGAAACCCAACUGAUUGGACGGCGGUCGUGAUGUCUAGAGCAGCUCAUCGGAUCGCAACCCGAACUGCCAAUAGACUACUCGUCGGGGCACCGUUGUGUCGGAAUGAGGAGUAUCUCGAUAUGUCCAUCAAGUAUACGAUAGAUGUAUUUGGAGGAGCUGACAAGCUUCGCGCGUGGCCUAAGUUCCUCCGUUCAACAGUCACACAGUUUGUGACCAACGUCAAGGAACGGCAGCGAGUAGCUCGAAAACAUCUCAUCCCGUACAUCAAAGCUCGAUUACAGGAAGAAAGUGAUGGAUUUAUUGAGAAGCCUCCUGUUGAUUCCCUUCAAUGGGUCAUGGACGCGGCACCGAAUUCCGGCGAAAGAGACCCGGAGCGGCUGAUGUUUCGUCUAUUGCACUUGAAUGUGGCGGCAGUGCAUACGACCAGUGUCACCUAUCUCAACGCCAUGUUGGAUUUGGCCUUCCAUACUGAAAUUCAUGAAGAGCUGCGAACCGAGAUUGAUAGCGCAGUCCAGGAGCACGGAUGGUCGGGGCGAGCAUUGAGUCAAAUGCGGAAGCUUGACAGCUUUUUGACUGAAAGCCAGAGACUUUCACCUCUUGCCAGCUCCCAACUGACUCGCGCGGUGAUACAAGACUUUACAUUCUCUGACGGCACCACAGUCCCUAAAGGCUCCUACGUUCUGGCACCAAUGUAUGCGAUGUAUUUGGAUAACAAUAUCUAUCAAGAUGCAUCUACCUUUGAUGCAUUCCGCUUUUCGAAGCUUCGAGAACAGCCCGGCCACGAAAAUCGACACCAGUUUGUGACUACAUCUCCGACACACAUCAACUUUGGACAUGGCAAGCAUGCAUGUCCUGGACGCUUCUUUGCAGCACAGGAGAUAAAACUAUUGUUGGCUCAUGCUUUGAAGGAAUAUGAUAUACGACUUGAAGAUCCAACUACGCUGCCUGAGGGUUCUUGGUUUGAUCGUUCUCGAAAGCCUAACCAAACCGCGCGUGUUCUUUUCCGCCGUCGUUAA
This is a messenger RNA of Penicillium crustosum, 1563 nucleotides long. Its product is annotated as cytochrome P450. The transcript has 4 exons. Gene Ontology annotation, molecular function: oxidoreductase activity, acting on paired donors, with incorporation or reduction of molecular oxygen; iron ion binding; heme binding. The record is from RefSeq and is a predicted model, not a curated record. NCBI's taxonomy places the organism in Eukaryota, Fungi, Ascomycota, Eurotiomycetes, Eurotiales, Aspergillaceae. The coding region runs from base 1 to 1563 and encodes 520 amino acids.